UAUAAAAAGUGUACGAGGCAAAAGCAAAUCAUUCUCAGUGGUUGGUCAACCAACAAACAUGAAAUUCCUUUUGGUAGCUGCAUUGGCCGGCCUUUGCGCCGUUUCGGCCGUCUCUGUUGGAAAUGACUAUCAUCAUGAAUACAACCAACAAAGGCAAAAGGAAAUUUACCGCUUAUUCAAGUACAUCAACCAACCAAGCUACUACCCUGACCAUGUGGAAAUUUCCAACAGUUACAAAUUCUGGGAACACAAGUCUGACUACACUAAACCCGAAGUGGUAGAUGAAUUCUACAACUACUUCUACUACGGCAAGUACUUGCACAGAGGCGAGAUCUUCUCAGUGUUCCACAAAGAGCACUUGUACCAAGCCAUCGCUCUCUUCAAGCUUUUCUACUAUGCCAACACUUAUGAAACUUUCUACCACACCGCUGUUUGGGCUAGGAACCACGUCAACGAAGGCAUGUACCUUUAUGCCGUCUCUGUUGCUCUGGUCCACCGUCCUGACACCUACUAUUAUGCCCUUCCACCAAUCUACGAAGUCUACCCGUACUAUUUCUACAGUACUGAAGUCAUCCAAGAAGCUCAGUACUACAAGCAAUUGUACCGUGGGGCUGAUGGAGCUAAAUACAACGACCAAACCAUCUACGCAAACUACUCUGGGUACUACCUUAAUUUGCACCCUGAACAAGCCUUGUCGUACUUCACUGAAGAUGUCGGUGUUAACUCUUUCUACUAUUACUACAACUUGUACUAUCCCUUCUGGAUGAGUGGUGAAGAAUUCAACUUGAAAUACGACAAUCGUGGUGAAGUGUUCUACUACAUGUACCAACAAAUCUUGGCCAGGUACUACUUGGAACGUCUCUCAAACGGUUUUGGUGAAAUUGAUCACUUCAACUGGGAAGUUCCUUUCGAAACUGGGUACUACCCCAACUUGUGCUACCCCAACGGUCUCCAAUUCCCCUCAAGGCCCAACUACGCCCACUUGUACGAAUAUUUCUACAACUACGGACAAAAAUACGGCUACAACAAAUACGCUUAUAGCUACACCUUUGUCAAGGAUUAUGAAAGAAGGAUUCGCGAUGUUAUCGACAGUGGAUACGUCUACACCAAAUCUGGCGACAAAGUCGAUUUGUUCUCUCAUGAAGGUUUGAACAUUUUGGGUAACUUGGUUGAAGGCAACCCCGACUCCCCCUACUACCACUACUAUGGUGCUUACCAUGUGUUCGCCCGCCACUUGUUGGGUUACUCUUUCCAACCUUUGACCUACCGCAAAGUCUACCCUUCAGCUCUUGAACAUUUCGAAACUUCGAUGCGCGAUCCUGCUUUCUACCAGUUGUACAAGAAACUCAUCACUUACUUCUUCAGAUACAAGGCUCAACACUACAAGUACUACACUGAGCACGAUUUAGCCUUCGAAGGUGUGGAAGUCAAGAAUGUCGAAUUUGACCGUCUUGUCACCUACUUCGACUACUACUUCGCCGAUAUCAGCAGUGCUGUCUAUGUCACUCCUGAGGAAUUCGUCCAAGACAGUUUCAAGGUCCAAGUGGCCCAACACCGUCUCAACUACAAACCCUUCACCUACAAGAUCUACGUCGACUCUAGUGUUGACACUGACGCCGUUGUCAAAGUCUUCUUUGGGCCUAAAUACGAUGAGUACGGCCGUUACAUCAACUUGACCGAAAACUGGAUGAACUUUGUCCAAUUCGACCACUUUGUCUACAAGCUCAAAUCUGGGCAAAAUGUCAUCACCAGGAACUCCCGCGAGAUCUUCAACUACAUGCACGACAGGACUUCCUACUACCAACUCUACCAAAAGGCUAUGGGUGUCAGCGAUGAUGAACACCGUGGAUCCUACCACCACACCCAAUUCUGGUUCGGUUUCCCACAAAGGUUCUACCUACCAAAAGGAACUUACGGAGGUUUCCCUUACCAAUUCUACGUCUUCGUCACCAAACACGUGCCUUACAAGAACCAGAAAUCCGAAGUACCAGUUGUUGGUUCUGGAUACCAAUACGUUGAUGGAUACCCAAUGGGUUAUCCCUUCGACCGUCCCGUCUACUACGGACAAGUCUUCUACGAAAUCCCCAAUGGUUACUUCUACGAAACCAAAGUCUACCACAGGGAUGCUGACGCAGUUAAUUACUCCCAACAAGAGUACUACAACAAACAAAACUAUUACCAACAUCAUCAGCAUCAGUACAAACCACAACACUACAACUCGCAGUACAACUAUGCUAAACAGUACUACCCUCAAGGACAGUACUACAAGGGACAAAACUACGACAGCCAAUACUAUCAUUAUUAAUUUAUUCAUAAGUUUGAUGUUGUUAUGGCAAAGGCAAUGCAUUAUGGUUCAUUCUGAUAUGAAAUAAACUUCAUGUUAAUGAUA
Messenger RNA from Tribolium madens (black flour beetle), 2389 nucleotides. It is a transcript of the gene HEX1A, whose product is annotated as arylphorin subunit alpha-like. The record is from RefSeq and is a predicted model, not a curated record. Lineage: Eukaryota; Metazoa; Arthropoda; Insecta; Coleoptera; Tenebrionidae. The coding region runs from base 59 to 2305 and encodes 748 amino acids. The transcript has 4 exons.